GCAGAGGGCAGGAAUAGCUGAGAAGGGGAGCAGCCGGGGAGGGCUGUGGUGCUUUGGGCAUCUUUUGUCAUAGCAAGCAGGAGGCGAGAGGGAGAGUCAUGGCUACAUGCUCUCCUGCAUGCAGAUGAGGAUGGCAUGGACUGGGCAACUGUAGAAGCAACUCUUCCCUGCCUCCCAGCUGUGGUUCCGCCAGCUGCCCCCAGAGCAUCUCAGGAGGCACCACCAUUUGCACUAUUUCCAAGACUAAUAGAAGGAGACCAGCCGUCAGCAGCUGGAGUUCUGUUAUAACAGGCAGAGCGACUACCUGAUUGCUUUGCCAAGGAGCCAAGUCUAAAGGAGAAAUGAUGACUACACCAAGUCUACCUAAAAGAGACAUAAGUACGAUGGGAUUUGAACUCAGGGCAUCAAGGAUCAAAGCCAACAUCCUACGUCUUGAACUACGUUGCCUCUUAUACUAAGCCCAACCAUGGCUGGAGAUUCCAGAAUCUUUAUGAACCAGGACAUGGAAAUUGGUGUUACUCCCAGAGACCAUAAGAAGAUUCCUAAACAAGCCCGGGAUGAUGCUCCCAUUGCUACUGACAGAACGCGUCUUCUAGCAGCAGAGAUCAAGAAGCCACGCCAGCGCUACAUGGAAAAAAGUGGCAAGUGCAAUGUGCACCAUGGAAAUGUCCAGGAAACCUAUCGUUAUCUCAGUGACCUUUUCACCACUUUGGUGGACCUCAAAUGGCGCUUUAACCUUCUUGUGUUCACCAUGGUCUACACUAUCACUUGGUUGUUUUUUGGUUUCAUUUGGUGGCUCAUUGCCUACAUCCGAGGAGACCUAGACCAUGCAGAAGAUGAAGACUGGAUCCCUUGCGUUGACAAUCUCAGUGGGUUUGUCUCAGCUUUUUUGUUCUCCAUUGAGACAGAGACCACCAUUGGGUAUGGCCAUAGGGUGAUCACUGAAAAGUGCCCUGAGGGCAUCAUACUGCUUUUGGUUCAGGCCAUAUUGGGCUCCAUAGUCAAUGCAUUCAUGGUAGGGUGUAUGUUUGUGAAGAUCAGCCAACCAAAGAAGAGGGCAGAGACCCUCAUGUUUUCCAAUAAUGCAGUGAUUUCUAUGAGGGACGAGAAGCUCUGUCUCAUGUUCCGGGUUGGGGACUUGAGGAAUUCCCACAUAGUUGAGGCUUCCAUUAGAGCCAAGCUGAUUAAAUCCAAACAGACCAAAGAAGGGGAAUUCAUCCCUUUAAACCAAACAGACAUUAAUGUGGGAUUUGACACAGGGGACGACAGGCUGUUUCUGGUGUCGCCACUCAUCAUUUCACAUGAAAUCAACGAGAAGAGCCCUUUUUGGGAGAUGUCCCAUGCCCAGUUGGAGAAAGAGGAGUUUGAAAUUGUGGUCAUUUUGGAGGGGAUGGUGGAAGCAACUGGAAUGACUUGCCAGGCUCGGAGCUCCUACAUGGACAAAGAAGUGCUCUGGGGACACCGUUUCACUCCUGUGCUGACCCUGGAGAAGGACUUUUAUGAAGUUGACUACAACAGCUUCCACAGCACCUACGAAACCAACACGCCGGUGUGCUGUGCCAAAGAACUGGCAGAGUCUUUCCGGGAGGGGCGCCUCCUGAGCCACCCAUCCAGUGCCGACCUCCUGAGUGGAGAGGAGUCAGAGAAGUCAAAAGAGGAAGAGGGAAAAGAAGACCAGGAAGAGGGAAAAGUCAAGGAGAAAGAGGAAGGACAGGAGCUGACCGAGCUGAACGGCGCCAAUGGGACUGCAGGAGAGGUGAAAGACAGCAUGUCCUUAUAACACAAAUUCUUCCUGAACUAUAGAAAAUUCAGGUGCAUCUACAAUGGAGGAGGCACAAAGGGAGGUGGAGGAACUGAAGACUAGAGGACAACACUCCCGUUCCCAACUAUAUUACUGAACUGAGAUGGGCCCCUCCAUAUUUUGGGGGCCCAUAUGUGUCCCUCCAUUCUGCAAAGUGCAGAUUACUACAGGGACUUACUCACCAUUUUGAGAUCCAUGGACACACAC
Rhineura floridana is the source of this 2008-nucleotide messenger RNA. RefSeq names its product potassium inwardly rectifying channel subfamily J member 5 (gene KCNJ5). NCBI's taxonomy places the organism in Eukaryota, Metazoa, Chordata, Lepidosauria, Squamata, Rhineuridae. Gene Ontology annotation, biological process: potassium ion import across plasma membrane; regulation of monoatomic ion transmembrane transport. The transcript is spliced from 5 exons. The record is from RefSeq and is a predicted model, not a curated record. Gene Ontology annotation, molecular function: G-protein activated inward rectifier potassium channel activity. Gene Ontology annotation, cellular component: plasma membrane. The coding region runs from base 467 to 1780 and encodes 437 amino acids.